Entrophospora candida is the source of this 363-nucleotide messenger RNA. The record is from the annotation of a GenBank genome assembly. Lineage: Eukaryota; Fungi; Glomeromycota; Glomeromycetes; Entrophosporales; Entrophosporaceae.
GAACCUAUCAAAAGCGCUGCUAGUGCUGAUAGAAAAGGCAAAGUGCUUGCGGUUAUAUUGCAAUCAACAAAAAAAACAGAUGAUGAAAUAAAAUUAUGGCAUGAAUGUAACGAUGCUGGGAAUAUGUUACAUUUAAAUGUUCUCAUCAGGGAUAAAACAAAUGUCCAUAGAUAUUAUAAUAUACAAUUGGCCAAAAUUCCUGUACGAGUAUCGGAUGAAAACAUUGUAACUAAUUUUAUAGAAACUUUGUUGCUUUUAUGUAAUAUAUUAAUUACAAAUGUAUCCUUGCUAUGUCAUGGCUCAAUAUCUUUAUCCGAGAGAUUAAUGGAAGAAAGUACCACAGUUUCUACACCACGAGAUUAA